AAUAUUUCCAGGGAAUUGUUUUUGAUUUCGCUGAUAAAAUUUUCCUGAUUUGUUGGCAUUUUUUGGGCAUUUUCCGGCUGGUUUUUCCCGAUUUUUCCUGCAAAAAGAAUCGCUAGGAAGGAAAGGGAAAUGGUCAGAGUUUUAUUCCUGCAUCCAGAUUUGGGGAUUGGUGGAGCUGAGCGGCUUGUCGUGGAUGCCGCGCUGGCAUUGAAGAAUCAGGGGCAUGUCGUCAGCUUCCUGACCAAUCAUCACGAUGACACUCACUGCUUCGAGGAGACGCGAAAUGGCACAAUCUCCGUACAGACUGUUGGUGAUUGGCUGCCCAGGAGUAUCUUCGGGAAGUUCAGCGCCUUCUGUGCCUACCUCCGGAUGAUCUAUGCGGCAUUCUAUACGGUUCUUGUUGUUUCCCAAAAUGAGCAAAUUGACGCAAUCUUCUGUGACCAAAUCUCCCUCGGAAUUCCCAUCUUGCGCUUUGCUAAGCACAGCCCCCGCAUCCUCUUCUACUGCCACUUUCCGGAUCAGCUUCAGACGCGCCCUGGGGGGCUACUGAAGCGAAUCUAUCGAGCACCACUGAACUUCCUCGAGGAACGAACCACCGGGCAGGCGGAUCGAGUGCUGGUGAAUAGUAAAUUCACAAAAAGAGUCUUCAAGAGCACCUUCCGGAGUCUCACCCUCGAUCCGGAUGUUCUCUACCCAUCCCUCAAUACGGAAUUCUUCAAUCAACCCCCAGCAGAGGAUGAGGUAUCAGCGCAAAUUCCCAGCAAAGCUUUCAUCUUCCUCUCCAUCAAUCGCUUCGAGAGGAAGAAGAAUCUCUCCCUGGCCAUUGAUACCUUCCGGCAUAUCGCUGCAUCCGUCUCAGCGGCGGAAUUCGACCGGAUGCACCUGAUCCUCGCCGGUGGGUACGACACACGCGUUGUGGAGAAUGUUGAGCAUUUCCAGGAGCUUCAGGGAUUGGCCAAACGCUACCAGUUGCAACACAAAAUCACCUUCCUGCGUUCCCCGAAGGACUCAACGAAGCUCUGGCUUCUCAACACUGCUCACGUGCUGCUCUACACCCCUGAGAAUGAGCAUUUUGGCAUCGUUCCCCUCGAGGGGAUGUACAUGACAAAGCCAGUGAUUGCUGUGAACAGCGGAGGCCCCACUGAGUCAAUUGUGGACGAGAAUACGGGCUUCCUGUGCCAACCAACCCCUGAGGGCUUCAUGAAGCCCAUGCUGAAACUCUUCCGGGACCCAAAACUCAUUGAAACAAUGGGCCAAAUGGGCAGGAAACGUGUUGAACAGAGAUUCUCCUUCGAAGCAUUCACAGCUGCUCUCAAUCAGAUCAUUGAGGAACUUCUCCAAGGAUCCAAAUAGCCCCUGAGGACCGUUGUGGUUUGCAAGAACUAAAGGAAGAAGGAAGAAAAAACGCCAAAACUACCAGAAAUCACCUUUUUUUUUAUUUCAAAUGAAUUGAAUUCUUUCACAUAUCCUGACCAAUUUCAGGAGGAUCUCUAGUUGAAUUGCAAAAAAAAUGUCUCUAGUCCAUUGAAGGACCUUAAAUUAGGAUUUAGUACGAAUAAAGUUCAUUUUCAAAGCUUC
Molecule: messenger RNA, 1578 nt
Organism: Lutzomyia longipalpis
Lineage: Eukaryota; Metazoa; Arthropoda; Insecta; Diptera; Psychodidae
Gene: Alg2
Product: alpha-1,3/1,6-mannosyltransferase ALG2
Exons: 2
Coding region: 130-1353 (407 amino acids)
Molecular function (GO): GDP-Man:Man(1)GlcNAc(2)-PP-Dol alpha-1,3-mannosyltransferase activity; alpha-1,3-mannosyltransferase activity
Source: RefSeq, a predicted model, not a curated record